GAUCGUGCGCGCGCGCAACCGUAUAGAUCGUUGAUCUAUAGAUCAUUGUGUUGAGUGAUAAGAUACUGUCAGUCGGUGUAUGACGCGCGAGCAGCGCUGUCGUGCUGUGACGAAGACGAUGUGAAUAUUGCGUUUUGUUAAAGUGAACAAUGGAUGUGUUGUGACUGUGAGGACUUAACUGUAUAGUGGACUAUGGAUUUGUGUUGAUAAUUGUGGAUGUUAACAUCAGGCGAUUUGAACGCUCGUUGUGUGAGUUGUGACAUAAAACAGGUCACUUUGGAUUUAAAAACAUCAGGUGUUUUUGCUCGUUUAUUAAUAGACACUGUAGAGAUAAGGGUUCGAAAACAACCCUUGAAUAAGUGACACAAAACAGGUCACUUUUCAAAAGGGAUUAGCAAAACCAGAUGAUAAUAUAAGCGCCUUUUUCGGUAGUUCGUUAAGAACAGAUUUUUGUGCGACAAAAAAAUCAGAAAAUAUAACCACUUCUUUAUUUGGUUGGUUAAAAAUUUUUGUGCGACAAAAGACAGCAUAAUAUUGUCUAAACCCCUAUGAAACUGCCUCCCUUAUUCGGAAGUUGGUUGAAAACAGACGAUUUUCGAGUGAAAAAGAAAUCACCAGAACUUAUAAUCCUCCUUGUGACGGAAAUCGUCCAAAAUCUUAAAGAUGCGUCGAUCCAAGCUCAACAUUAACCCAGACCUGGGUGAUUUAGAAGAGAUGCUGGCGCACGUCCAGACGCAGAUAGAACAGGAGAUCGAUCAGGAGAAGGAGUCCAGGAUGCCGUCCAUCAUGAGCGUGAAGGAAUCGCCGAGGAUGAGGAGGUUUCAGAGGAAUGAGCACGAGAAAGAAGAUAGAGGUACGGAUAGCUUGGAUAGGAGAAGCAUGCAGAGGAACUCAGAGAAUUGGCAGAGUCACAAUGGGGUGCAGAGGAAUUCAGAGAAUUGGCAGAAUGGCAAUGGCAAUAAUGGCCAAGAAGAGAGAAAGAACUCUCCGAAUUGGCAGGUCAAUGGUAUUAAUGGUCAAGAGGAGAGAAAGAACGCUCAGAAUUGGCAGAUUAAUGGCAGACAGGAGUAUGACGGAAGAUCAGAUUUGAAUGGUCAGAUUGGUAGAUCAGACGCGAAGGUUCAAGAUACAGGGAGACCAGAUAAAAGCCAGGAGAUAGAGUACAGAAGGCAGGCAAGGGAUCAACCAACUACUAUAGAGUAUAGAAGACAGGGUUCUCAAACGAGUUUGAAGUCUGACGAUCGUGGUUCGGUGAUCUCCUUCCAGUCCUUCCGGUCGGAACCGGGAAGGAAUCCAUCCCAUGGUGUUAGGAAUGGGGGAAAUGGAGGGAAGACUGCGACGCUGCCGCGUGGAUACGGUUCCACGAGGGAGAAGAAUUGGGAGGAAUACUGGGCGAACGAGCAAUCGAUAAGCAGCGCGCGCGCGUCCGUCAUGGUUUACGACGACGGCCUCAAGAGAUGGGUGCCGUCCGGUACCAGCUCCGGCCUCUCCAAGGUCCACAUCUACCAUCACACCCAGCACAACACCUUCAGGGUGGUGGGGAGGAAGCUAAACGACCAUGAGGUGGUGAUCAACUGUGGUAUCGUACGUGGGCUGAAGUACAACCAGGCGACGGCUACCUUCCAUCAGUGGAGGGACGCCCGACACGUGUACGGCCUCAACUUCUCCUGCAGAGAGGAUGCUGAUAGCUUCGCGAGAGCGAUGAUGCAUACACUCGAGAUCCUAGCGAACAAGACUGUGAACAACACUGCGCCGCCGCCGCCGCAGCCUCCCAACCCGCCUGUGCCCUACAACGGCCACAACAACACCCAUUACGAUGAGGAUAUGGGUUAUAGAACGAUGACACGCGAGGAUGCGGCGAUGCUCCAACAGCCUCAGUACCACGCGCCCCAUCAGUACCAGCAGCAUCAGCCGGCACAUCAGCCUGCUCAUCAACCAGCGCAUCAACCUGCGCAUCAACCUGCGAUCCAACCUGCGCACCAACCUGCGCUUCAACCUGCGCAUCAGCCUGUGCAUCAACCUGCCCAGUACCACGCGCCGCAUCAUCAUCACCAGCAGCCCGCCCCUGCGCCCGCGCCGCCGGCGCCGCCGCCGCACGGCGUGCACACGUUGCCGCACGCGCCGCACCCGCCGCCGUCGCACCCGGGACACCAUCGCACCAGCAGUGCACCGAUGCCACCGAAUAUGACGCUCUCUGCGCCGGCGCCGCCGCCCGUGCCGCCACACCAGAACCUACCCGCGCCCAAUGGCCCCGUAGCUCCACCUACCCCGCCCGCCGCUCCGCAGCCGCCACCAAUGCAGCAGCAACCGCCAGCCGCGCCCACACCAGCUCCCGCGCCUCCGCCCCCGCCGCCGCCCCCUGGCGCGGCCCCCACUGCCCCUACCCCUACCCCCGCCCCGACCGCCGGACCGCCCCCACCGCCUCCGCCCCCGCAGCCAGCCGCCGAGUCAGGGUUCGCCGCGCAGCUGCAGCAGGCUAGACUGAAGAGACAGCAGCGGGCCGGUGUGAUUCCCGUUAGCGGCGCCACCGAGGCGGCGUCUCCGCCGGGCGGCGAGCACUCCGGCGGCUCCUCGUCGUCGGGCGGCAGCGGCGGCGCGCGCGGCACUCUGCACUGCAUGAUGCACGAGAUGCAGCGCACGCUGGCGCGACGCCGCGCGCAUUUGGAUCGCGCCGAGGAGUCAUCAGCUGACAAUUCUGUCAACAACACCCCCAUGAAAACCUGGGAGAGAUCAGCGACACUGCCGCACCGCCUCGCCGCCUCAUGUAAUGGCGCCGCUACAUCGAACUCGGAGUCGCCGCAGCAGCAGCCGGCGUCGCCGCGCUCUGUGCGCAAGCGGUUCGGCUCCGCCAGCGAGGAGACCAUACUCAAGCAAGUGAACGGAACCGUCGCAGCGGCGGAGGGCUGCGUGUCCGCGGCGGAGUGGGACGCCUUCAAACAGGACGUCCUGCGGGAGCUGCGGACGCAGGUCGCACAGAUGAAGCGAGAGAUACUGGACGCCAUAAAGACGGAGUUCGCCCGCAGGUAAGAUCACCGAGUGCUACUAGUCUACGCGAGGAGGGAACUUAUGUAUUGCUAGUACUAUUAUUUAUUGGGCAGUGUUGCCAGACGCUAGACGUUAUACGAAGCAUAAAGUUGUUUCUUUUUUAAUUUUAUACUUAAAUAUAUAUUUAUUCGAGUAUAUGUCUAGGGUAAGCGUCUCUGGUGGUUUUUGAAUUGAAAAAAAAAGUGUUGUCUAUGGCUUCGAAUUUUGAAUUUACCGGAUGAAAGUUCUCUUUUUGAAAAUCACCAGCGAGGAGUCAAUAUGUAAUAAUCGACUAGCGUUAAAAUGUAUCUAGUAUUACUGUAUUUAUUAACGUGACACAGAUUAUCGAAGUCAAUUUGACAGUUUUGUUACGUCAUUUUGACAUUUAUACUUUUUUUUUCGCCGUGCCGUCCGGCACUGACAUUGCUAUAGACAAUAUCGGCGAACGCCGCGACAACUUUUGUAAUCUGUGUGAUAUCAAUAGAAACUAAGUACCUUAUUGUCAUAUACACAAGGCUCCUUAUCGGAUGGCAUUUGAAUUCCAUUACCCUUAUGGUCUUCCAUAAUAAUAAGUUUUACAACACGCUAAAGCAAAGCACUUGAAGCAUUUAUAUAGUACAAUUAUUAUUCAUUCACAGGCAAGUUUUGGCCAAUUUUGCCACAGAACAGAAAAAAGUUUUAAUGACAUUUAUGAAAAAAAAGUCAAGUGUUGCCAUGUUAUUUCUUUAGCAGCUUUUUUUUAAUGCAAGUAGGCCAAACUAGAUUUAAGCGUCAAAUGUCGUCCGAUAAGAAGCCUAUAUACAAAAUAUAUCACAACAUAGUUAUAUGUUACGGACCGUAUACACGUUUUUGUUGUUAAGUAUACCAUGGGAUGUAAGUGUGACCAACGUAAAAAUGGUGCCAUAUUUUUUUUAUUUACAUACAGCGAAAGCAACUUUUUUAAUAACGGUUAAUGCAAACAAUUUCAGCAAAUGAAUAUUUUUACAAUAAUUGAUGAUUUUUAUAAUCACAAUGCAGCAUUUAAUAUAAUUCUAAUAUUCUAAUACAUUUUUUAUCAUAAAAAAAUUUUCUAGGUGAAGAUAUGGAAUACCGAGCAUAAGUAGCCUUAUUAAAUGAACCGAUUUAAUUUCAGAAACAAAUUUACAAAAACAUUUAUUUGAAAUUAAUCAUUAAUGUAUAAUUUAUAUUGUUGGUCACACACACAUUUUUUCGCACUCGCAACACUGACUGAUACAGCAUUCCAAUCAGGCCCGGCCUAUGGAAACAAUUUUUUAUUUGGAAAUUUUACAUUUUUACAAUUACAACCCGCGUUUUGGGUCGCACAUUUAAAAUUUUUGUACUGGUGCUUUUUGUUACUCCGGAUUUUAUGCAUUUAUGUGCCGAUUGAAUAAAAAAACUUUUUUUUAUGAAAAAAAUUGUCUAUGGUAAAAAAAAGGGCAAUUGUCUAUGGUCAUUUUUACGAAGCGUCGAGCGCUUCGCUAGCAGACUGCUAGCAUUACCUCAAGCCAAUGCUAGCAUGUGCUAGCAAUUCACGAGCAUUUGUGAUGUACAAAUAUUGUUUUUGGACUUACUUUUUUUUACACCAUCAUGAGAUUAAGAUAAGAGAAAAUGGUACUGUUAUAUCUUUACUAAAAAGUAAGUUCAAAUAAAUAAUCCGUUUAUAAAGAUUGGGACUAAGACAUAAUUUAUAGUCUGUCAAAAAAGUGAAAAAAUUAAAAAGUGGCAACGGA
Aricia agestis (brown argus) is the source of this 4754-nucleotide messenger RNA. It is a transcript of the gene ena, whose product is annotated as protein enabled. Gene Ontology annotation, molecular function: SH3 domain binding. The record is from RefSeq and is a predicted model, not a curated record. Lineage: Eukaryota; Metazoa; Arthropoda; Insecta; Lepidoptera; Lycaenidae. The transcript is spliced from 15 exons. Bases 664 to 3027 code for a protein of 787 amino acids.